This is a messenger RNA of Phragmites australis (common reed), 3616 nucleotides long. RefSeq names its product protein DETOXIFICATION 49-like. Gene Ontology annotation, molecular function: xenobiotic transmembrane transporter activity; antiporter activity. The record is from RefSeq and is a predicted model, not a curated record. NCBI's taxonomy places the organism in Eukaryota, Viridiplantae, Streptophyta, Magnoliopsida, Poales, Poaceae. Gene Ontology annotation, biological process: xenobiotic detoxification by transmembrane export across the plasma membrane. Bases 232 to 1953 code for a protein of 573 amino acids. Gene Ontology annotation, cellular component: membrane. The transcript has a single exon.
GGCUUCCCGUCCCCCCGCGGCUCACGACUCCUCCAGCCAAGCACCCCAGCCUCCAGAGGGGAGACAAGCGGAAAAAAACUUCUCUUCCCCCUGCCUCCCCCACACAAAACUGCGUACGAUCUUGUAAAUUGCCUGGGAGUUACCAGCGCCGCAAAGGUUUUUACUCCCUCACGAAACCGCACGCGCGCGCGGGCAACGAACAGAGCAGAGCAUUCCUCUGUUUCGGCGGCUAUGACGUUCUGCGAAGGAGACGCCACCGUGGCGUGCCGGGAUGACGCGCAGCACCCCGAUGGGGAUGCGGGCUGCGUCAUCAUCGCCCCCUUGCUCGCCAAAGCGGGGGAGGUCGUCAUCCAGGUGCCCGCUGACGAGGCGGCGGCGGUGCCGGUGCUCACGAGCAAGCCGCCCGGGCGGUUCGCCAAGGCGGUGAAGGAAGCCUGGUCUGUUUCUUUGGGCGUCGCGUUCCCGAAGACGCCAUCGGUGUCGACCAGCGCGGCUCGGGAGGAGGCGCGGUCCAUUCUUGGCCUCGCAUUCCCGAUGAUCCUGACCGGGCUCCUUCUCUACCUCCGGUCGAUGAUUUCGAUGCUCUUCCUCGGUCGUCUCGGCGGGCUGGCCCUUGCUGGCGGGUCCCUCGCCAUCGGCUUUGCCAACAUCACCGGCUACUCUGUUCUCUCCGGCCUGGCCAUGGGCAUGGAGCCGAUAUGCGGGCAGGCAUUCGGCGCGGGCAAUUACUUCCUCCUUGGCAUCACCAUGCAGAGGACGGUGCUCCUCCUCGUCGCGGCCGCCGUCCCCAUUGGUGGCCUGUGGGUGAACAUGCGGCCUCUCCUCCUCCUCUGCGGCCAGGACGCUGGCAUAGCUGCGGUCGCUGAGACCUACAUUCUCGCCUCGCUCCCUGACCUCGUCCUCCAGGCAUUUCUCCACCCUGUGCGGAUAUACCUCCGGACGCAGUCUAUCAACCUACCGCUCACGGUCUGCGCCACGCUCGCUAUUGCCAUCCACCUGCCCAUCAACUAUGUGCUCGUCACCGUCCUCGGCCUCGGCAUCAAGGGGGUGGCAUUCGCCUCCGUGCUGGCGAACUUGAACCUUCUCCUCUUGCUCCUCGCUUACAUCUUCUUCAAAGGCGUCCACAAGCGCACCGGCGGCUUCGUCCUCUCCGGCGAGAGCUUGCGGGGCUGGGCCGAGCUCAUUAGCCUCGCCCUGCCGAGCUGCAUCAGCGUCUGUCUCGAGUGGUGGUGGUACGAGAUCAUGAUCCUGCUGUGCGGCCUGCUUCUGAACCCGCAGGCUACGGUGGCGUCCAUGGGCAUCCUGAUCCAGACCACAUCGCUCAUAUACAUCUUCCCCUCGUCGCUCAGCUUCGGCGUGUCCACCCGCGUCAGCAACGAGCUCGGCGCGGGCCAGCCCGAGGAGGCGAGCCGCGCCGCCACGGUGGGGCUCAUGAUCGGGUUCGCGUUCGGCGCCUUCGCCUCCGCGUUCGCUUUCCUUGUGCGGAACGUGUGGGCGAGCAUGUUCACGGCCGACCCCGCGAUCAUCGCGCUCACCGCGUCGGUGCUGCCGAUUCUGGGCCUGUGCGAGCUCGGUAACUGCCCACAGACGACCGGGUGCGGCGUGCUGCGCGGAAGCGCCAGGCCCAAGGACGCCGCCAGCAUCAACCUCCGGUCGUUCUACCUCGUGGGGACGCCGGUGGCGCUGGUCCUGGCGUUCUGGCUCCACUAUGACUUCAAGGGCCUGUGGUUCGGCCUCCUCGCGGCGCAGGCCACCUGCAUGGUGCGCAUGCUUCUAGUCAUCGCCCAGACGGACUGGACCGGCGAGGCCAAACGCUCUAGGCAGCUCACCGGCGCAGGCGCCGUCACCAAGGACAGCAACGACAAAGCUGCCGCGGACGGCGGAGACGAGAAGUCGCGCUUGCUUAUCGACACGGACAUCGAGCAACCGCAUGGUCACAGUGUUCGGUGUUGAUAGCUACAUCGCGAGCCGCGUGUGUACUGUACUGUAUGCUUUUCCCCUCAUUUUUUCCAAUAUUUUGGCCGCGGGGGGGGGGGGGGGGGAUCAGAGGCUGACUGAGUGACAAUUUUGUUCACCAUUUGCUAAUUAGCAUGUAAAGAUUUUUGCUGAUUGUUGUCACAGAGACGGAAAAAUAUCUAGUACUAAUAUGAAAGAACUUAUCGGACAUUUCUCAAAAGAAAAAAAGGAUAACUUUUCAGAAAGCGAAACAAACCGUUCACGGCUUUCGCUGCAGCUCGCUCCGGCCUCCGUCAGGGUCAGUGUCUGGUCCAGGGAAGCCAGCCGUGCCGCGUGACGACCGAGUCACCGGCACGGGCUAACCAGUAACACCGGGUCCAAGUCGCGUGGCUUCUCCCAACCAUGCGUCCAGGGGGACGUCGGCUCGGGCGUAAAGUGACCUCCUUCCUCUCGUGCAAUUGUGGAAAGGUAAUCAAAUUGUAGCACGUGAUUUCCGUAAUAAGACCGCAGUCUGACUAGUAAGACACAUGCGUUAUCAUAACGUAGAAGAGUGAGAUUUUGUUCAACGACAGCUCUGGUAAGGAAUCUUGCGAAUGAACCCUCUUAGCGCGCAACACUUUCACAACCAUUGGCUGAGGCCGCAAGGAUGAAUGCAGGGAGUAAUCGGUGAUUGCUCGAGAGAGGUGACGCAUGAAUGAAUCAAGUAGGUGCAGAGGACAACCGGUGGUUCCCAAAUCAUAAAUCUGUAAACGUGAAGCUAGUUCAGCACUGGCAGGCCCGUGAGAAGAAAGAUUCGUCCUCUGCUUCCGGCAAUUGGUUCCAGGCCGGCAGGGGCAGGGCAGGCAGGCGCGCGAGUCCAUGUGGAUCCACCUGCAGCGCGCAUGAUUAGACCCGGCCGGAAGUGCACAGAGAUUCCAGUGGCUCGGCUCGCGUGUGCGACGGAUGGCAUCGGCAUCGGCAUCGGCGGCACCGGCACUCGGCAUUAAAAAAGACUUGCCCGCUCAAUUCCACUCCUUGGAGCCUCGAGAAGAUGGCACAAUUUCGAGGCCACCAAAAGCCAGCCCUAGUCAUCAUAAAGUAGUAGUACAGAUUGCUAAAAUUAUUGUUUCGAAAUAAACUAGUAAAAUCAUAGUACUGCUUCUGUUCACGACAUGUCAGAGUUCCGAUUGAGAGAGAUGGCCGUCGUACGUGCAUUGGUUGGUGUAUGUUGCACUCCCGCCCAAUCACACCUCGCAGCUCGCGUGGAAGGAAUCAUCUCCCGUUCGAGUCAACCGUUCAUCGCCAUGGAUCCAAGAAUCUGAGACGAAGCGGCAGCUAGCGCAUCACUUGAUCAGCCAAUCUGCCAAUGGGUCGGCUCGACCCGUAUGGUGCAGUAGGAGUCAAUGAUUGAUUCCAGUUGGGUCAUUACAAUAUACUAGUAUCAAGUUCGUGUCCCAUGGUACUUGGGCGAGCCCUAGAGGUGUCUCCAAUGAACUAGCAAUGCUCAUCUUUCGAGACAAAUCACAGCUAGCUCGUCUCUUGCUUGCCAUGGCUGGACACAUGAAUGCUGCAUCCCAUUGGGCUGAUAUGUCAAGUGCCUAGGAUUGAUUACUCUUUAGUUUGCGGCCUUUGCUCUGUCUGUCAACUUUAGAGUCAAUUGUUAAUAAUCGUGCUUCCGUGA